GCCGGGCAGGCAGGAAGCUGCGGCUUAAAAGAGCAGCCGGCGCCGGGCCCGUCCUCCCUCCCGCCGCCCCCGGCCUCCGCGAGCGCCUCUCCGCCGCGGCCUCCGCCCCGCCGCCAUGUACCGCUGCCUGGGCGAAGCGAUGCUGCUGGCCCGCGCCGGGCCCGCCGCCCUGGGCUCGGCAGCCGCCGACGCGGCCUCGCUGCUGGGCCGGGCCCGCGGGCAGCCCGCCGCCGCCCCGCAGCCGGGGUUCGUGCCGCCCGCGCGGCGACACUACAGCGAGGCGGCGGCCGACCGCGAGGACGACCCCAACUUCUUCAAGAUGGUGGAGGGCUUCUUCGACCGCGGCGCCAGCAUCGUGGAGGACAAGCUGGUGGAGGACCUCAAGACCCGGGAGAGCGAGGAGCAGAAGCGGAACCGGGUGCGCGGCAUCCUGCGGAUCAUCAAGCCUUGCAACCAUGUGCUGAGCCUGUCCUUCCCCAUCCGGCGCGACGACGGCUCCUGGGAAGUCAUCGAGGGCUACCGGGCCCAGCACAGCCAGCACCGCACGCCCUGCAAGGGAGGUAUCCGUUACAGCACUGAUGUGAGUGUAGACGAAGUGAAGGCUUUGGCUUCUCUGAUGACUUAUAAGUGUGCAGUGGUUGAUGUGCCAUUUGGGGGUGCCAAAGCUGGUGUUAAGAUCAAUCCUAAAAACUAUACCGAUAAUGAAUUGGAAAAGAUCACGAGGAGGUUUACCAUGGAGCUGGCAAAGAAGGGCUUUAUUGGUCCUGGCAUUGAUGUGCCUGCCCCAGACAUGAGCACGGGAGAGCGGGAGAUGUCCUGGAUUGCUGACACCUAUGCUAGCACCAUAGGGCACUAUGAUAUUAAUGCCCACGCCUGUGUCACUGGGAAGCCCAUCAGUCAGGGCGGAAUCCAUGGGCGGAUCUCUGCCACUGGCCGGGGUCUUUUCCAUGGGAUCGAGAACUUCAUCAAUGAAGCUUCUUACAUGAGCAUUCUAGGAAUGACGCCAGGGUUUGGAGAUAAGACAUUUGUCGUUCAGGGGUUUGGUAACGUGGGCCUGCACUCUAUGAGAUACUUACAUCGUUUCGGUGCUAAAUGUAUUGCUGUUGGUGAAUCCGAUGGGAGCAUAUGGAAUCCAGAUGGUAUUGACCCAAAAGAACUGGAAGACUUCAAAUUGCAACAUGGAUCCAUCCUGGGCUUCCCCAAGGCAAAGCCCUAUGAAGGGAGCAUCUUGGAGGCCGACUGUGACAUCCUGAUUCCUGCUGCCAGCGAGAAGCAGCUGACCAAGUCCAAUGCACCAAGAGUCAAAGCCAAGAUCAUUGCUGAAGGUGCCAAUGGACCGACAACUCCGGAAGCCGAUAAGAUUUUCCUGGAGAGAAACAUUAUGGUUAUUCCCGAUCUCUACCUGAACGCCGGAGGGGUGACGGUGUCCUACUUUGAGUGGCUGAAGAAUCUCAAUCACGUCAGCUACGGCCGCCUGACCUUCAAAUACGAAAGGGAUUCCAACUACCACUUGCUGAUGUCUGUUCAAGAGAGUUUGGAAAGAAAAUUUGGAAAGCACGGUGGGACGAUCCCCAUUGUGCCCACGGCAGAGUUCCAAGACAGGAUAUCGGGUGCAUCUGAGAAGGACAUCGUGCACUCCGGCUUAGCUUACACCAUGGAGCGCUCUGCCCGGCAAAUCAUGCGUACGGCCAUGAAGUACAACCUGGGGUUGGACCUGAGGACGGCCGCCUACGUCAACGCCAUCGAGAAAGUCUUCAAGGUGUACAAUGAAGCUGGUGUGACCUUCACAUAGACGGAUUGCAGCUGACCUCCGCACCACCCUCUCCACCUCCUCAUCUGCAGACCUAUCGCGAGUUUACAUGUAACCACGGAAGUCUAUCUCCUCAUGACUUAGUAGAUAAUGGACACCAUCCUCAGCAAGUCAAUCCAAAUCAGCCCCUUAAGAGGAAAGAAAUUAAGCUUAGGGGAUCAUGUACAAGCUAAUGAGUGUGAGAGUAGAAAUUACCUGUGCCAGAGAGCCAUUUGGGUGUUUGGCCUUUCCGUAGAAAGUCUCUGCCGUCUGGCUGUGCCGCCUUGCUGCGUGGCUGCUUGCCAGCGCCGGCAGGGCUGUGGCCCCAGGGAAGCACCUGUUGUCCAGAAGCCGUCAGCUGCUUGCUGCUUCAGCUCUGGACAGGUCUGAGACGUGCCCUGACUUCGACACAUUUAAGAAGCAGGUGUCUGGCACCUUCAGAAGGUGGCAUGGUCCUCAAGUGAGUUAUUGGUAUUUUACAUCAGCAAAAUAACUCAGUUUUACAGGUUACAAACAAAACAGAAGCUCUUUCUCUUUAUGCAUUUUAUUCUUUUAGAAUAAAAUAAGUACACGCUGCUGUAAUAAAAUUGCCUUUGAUCACUUAACAAGCCUAACCCUGACUCAAGCAGUGAAUGCCUAUAAACAUAAUAAAUGAGAAAAGCUAGUAUUUUUAUAACAUAAAACAGUAUCCUUUAUAGCUUAUCAAUCGUGUAUUGUUGUCCAGCAAAAAUAAAAAGCCCAAUGGAGAAUUAAGUUAUCUUCAUAGCUGCAAGUGACGGGGGCUAUUUUUGUUACGACUGUCGGAAUUCACUAGCCACAAUUAUGACAUCUAGUCCAAAGAAUGCAGUAACCUCCUUAUCAUGUUAGUUCAUUGUUCUUCUCUUUGGAAGAUCUGUUGUGUUGACUAAUUAAACAAUAAUUCAAGUAGAAUGUCCCAGAAAAAAAACCCUUGGGCUCUGUGUUUGGAGUCUGCCUGGCAGCUCUGAGCGUUGCCAGUGGCCCCGACUUGGCCUGACUCUGCGUCCUCUUUCAAAGGCCUCACAUUCUGCACACCGCUUCCUUGACAGUGGGCUGAAAACACCCUUGGGGUGAGUGUUUUGUUUGGGAGUUAUUUGGCCAGGGCCUUUUCCAUAGUAGUGUCCCAAUGAAGUACUAGAUAUUAUUUAUGUAAGAAUGAGCUUUUUUUUUUUUAACAAUAAUAUCCUUUCAGAAAUUUCUAACUACUUUGUAACUGCAUGACUUAACCUGGUGAUAAAAGCAGUUAUUAAAAGUCUACCUUUUCCAAA
This is a messenger RNA of Equus caballus (horse), 3075 nucleotides long. It is a transcript of the gene GLUD1, whose product is annotated as glutamate dehydrogenase 1. NCBI's taxonomy places the organism in Eukaryota, Metazoa, Chordata, Mammalia, Perissodactyla, Equidae. The record is from RefSeq and is a predicted model, not a curated record. Gene Ontology annotation, biological process: L-glutamate catabolic process. Gene Ontology annotation, molecular function: L-glutamate dehydrogenase (NAD+) activity. Gene Ontology annotation, cellular component: mitochondrion.